Cornus florida is the source of this 2180-nucleotide messenger RNA. Its product is annotated as rust resistance kinase Lr10-like. The coding region runs from base 168 to 2006 and encodes 612 amino acids. Lineage: Eukaryota; Viridiplantae; Streptophyta; Magnoliopsida; Cornales; Cornaceae. The transcript is spliced from 3 exons. The record is from RefSeq and is a predicted model, not a curated record. Gene Ontology annotation, molecular function: polysaccharide binding; ATP binding; protein kinase activity. Gene Ontology annotation, biological process: protein phosphorylation.
UUAAUAAAUGGUUUAAUUUAGAGUUUUGGCAUUAAGCCUCAAUUCCUAUAGAGCAGACCAUGAAUAUUCUAGCCGGUCAUGGUUGAGCGGGAAUAUUGGAACCUUGGGAGAGAGAAUUAGAAGAGAGAAUUAGAGAAACUGAACUUAAUAUAUCCACCUUAAGAGAGAUGGAGGCUGAAAUGGCGAUCAAUAUCCUCUUCUCCUCCUUUUCAAUGCUACUGAUCUUAGUCUUAGCAAAGGUUGGAGGAGGCCAUGCCCUGUGCGGUGUAUCAAGGUGCAGUGACUAUGGCCCCGCCAUUAGGUUCCCAUUCAAGAUCAAAGACCAACAGCCAGACAAUCAGUGUGGCUAUCCCGGGUUCGAGCUAUCUUGCAACGACAACAACCAAACAGUGCUGGAGCUUCCCUUUUCAUUGAAGGUAUUGGUCAAGAAAAUUGAUUAUACAUCUCAACUCAUACAUAUCUAUCAUGAUUAUAAUGAUCCAAAAAGCUGCCUUGCCAACCUCAGCCUCCCUGUCUCUCCUUUCCACUUCAAGGAUUAUUUCUACCCGUAUGACUUUGCCUUGUUCAAUUGCUCUGCACCAGAUAGGGAUCGAGGGUACUUGGUCCCUUGCCUUGAUGUCCCCGGCUACCAUGUUUAUGCCGUUGAUUCCUCCGUGGAAAUAGAUUACUAUUCCUUGACAUCUUGCUCCAAGAUUGCCGCUAAUAUUUCCUCCGUUCCUUAUGACUUUUUUAGCCAGAACUUUAGAACUCAACUCAAUUGGUCCACACCAAAUUGUGGGAAAUGUGAAUCACAAGGCAAGAUUUGUAGUUUCAAGAACUACACAGGGGGAUAUGAAAUUCAAUGUUCGGAAGAAUCCCAAGGUGUAUCAUCAACAGCAAUGCUAUUAAUUAGAGGUUCAAUCUUAGGUCCCUUUUUUCUUGUGGUGGUUGCAUCUCUACUCUAUCGUUUCCAUACCAUGAAUAAAAUGGAGAAAGAGAACCAAGUAAAGAUUGAGAAGUUUUUGGAGGACUAUAGAGCUCUCAAGCCUACAAGAUACUCUUAUGCUGAUAUUAAGAAGAUCACAAAUCAAUUUGAGGAGAAACUAGGACAAGGAGGUUACGGAACUGUAUUCAAAGGAAAACUUUCCAAUGAAAUUCUUGUUGCUGUUAAGGUCCUUGACAAUUCCACAGGGAAAGGGGAAGAUUUCAUUAAUGAAGUGGGAACAAUAGGUAGAAUCCACCACGUCAAUGUUGUUCGCCUAGUGGGGUUCUGUGCUGAUGGAUUCAAACGAGCACUUGUUUAUGAGUUCUUACCAAAUGAUUCAUUACAAAAGUUCCUGUUUACCGAAAAACAAAAAAAACAUUCACUUAGUUGGGUGAAGCUGCAAAAUAUUGCUCUAGGCGUAGCCAAGGGAAUUGAAUAUCUUCACCAAGGGUGCGAUCAACGAAUACUUCAUUUUGAUAUUAAGCCUCAUAAUAUCUUGCUAGACCACAACUUCAAUCCAAAAGUCUCAGAUUUUGGGCUAGCAAAGUUGUGUUCCAAGGAAAAAAGUGCAGUUUCUAUGACAGCAGCCAGAGGGACCGUAGGCUAUAUUGCCCCUGAAGUUUUUUCUAGGAAUUUUGGAAAUGUCUCAUAUAAAUCGGAUGUUUAUAGCUUCGGGAUGUUGCUACUUGAUAUGGUGGGGGUGAGGAAGAAGGGUGAUGUUACAGUAGAGGAUUCCAGCCAAACAUACUUUCCAGAAUGGAUUUAUAAUCGCUUGCGUGAAGGAGAAGAGCUAGGGAUGCACAUUGAAGAAGAGGAAGAUGCCAAGAUAGCAAAGAAAUUGACUAUUGUUGGGUUGUGGUGCAUUCAGUGGUACCCGGUGGAUCGCCCUGCCAUGAACAUUGUAGUACAAAUGCUGGAAGGGGAAGGAGAUGGUCUGACCAUGCCCCCAAGUCCUUUUGCUUCAACAGCUCAAAUGAAUAGAACAACCAUGCCUGCAAGAGCUUUUGAAAUAGAGUUAGAAGUUAUUUCUGAAGUAGAGUGACUAUAGUAAAUUUGAUGUUUAUGAUGCUAUUAGUAUUUGUAAUGGGUAGGUACCAUGUAUUGUGUGUACUCAUUCAUGAGUGAAAUGGCAAGCCCAUUGCCAUCUAAGGAGAUUUGGAAUAAUUUGUUCUGUAAUAAUUUCUUAUUUCUUUUUAGCUAGCUAUGCUUCUAUUUC